This is a messenger RNA of Dovyalis caffra, 1032 nucleotides long. The record is from the annotation of a GenBank genome assembly. Lineage: Eukaryota; Viridiplantae; Streptophyta; Magnoliopsida; Malpighiales; Salicaceae.
AUGGCAACUAACUCUUCAGCUUGCAGUUCUUAUGAGGUGAUCUUAGGUCUGGCAUUGGUACUGGGAGCCGUUGUUCACCUAGCUGAGGCUAGGGCUUUCUUUGUCUUCGGUGAUUCGCUAGUCGAUAGUGGCAACAACAACUACCUGGCAACAACUGCACGAGCCGAUGCACCCCCUUACGGAAUCGAUCAUCCAACACAUCAACCAACAGGCCGAUUCUCUAAUGGCCUCAACAUUCCUGACCUUAUCAGUGAGCAAAUAGGCUCAGAAUCCCCAUUGCCUUACCUGAGUCCAGAGCUAAGUGGACAAAAACUACUUGUUGGUGCCAACUUUGCUUCGGCUGGAAUCGGAAUCCUUAAUGACACUGGAAUUCAGUUUCAAAGAGUCGUUGCACUUAUCGGAGCCGAGCAGGCCAAGCGACUCGUCAAUCAAGCACUUGUCCUGCUCACCGUUGGAGGGAAUGAUUUUGUCAACAACUAUUAUCUGAUUCCUUACUCAGCAAGAUCUCGCCAAUAUGAUUUACCAGAUUAUGUACAGUAUCUCAUUUCAGAGUACAAGAAACUAUUGAUGAAUCUGUAUAAUCUUGGAGUUCGCCGAGUUAUUGUGACUGGUACUGGACCGCUGGGUUGUGUUCCGGCUGAGUUGGCUAUGAGGAGCACAAAUGGUGGUUGCUCCGCAGAACUACAGCGAGCGGCUGCUUUGUAUAAUCCACAACUUGAGAGCAUGAUAAAUGACGUCAACAGAAAAAUCGGCAGUGAUGUGUUUAUUGCUGCAAAUACUCACCAAAUGCACACUGAUUUUGUCAGUAAUCCUCAAGCAUUUGCUCUUGCAUUGGCACGGGGAACCAUUGUUCACCAAGCUGAUGCGAGAGAUUUCUUCGUGUUUGGUGAUUCACUAGUUGAUGGUGGCAGCAACAACUAUCUGGCCACAUCUGCGAGAGCCUAUUUACCCCCUUAUGGAAUCGAUUAUCCAACAUGUCAAGCCACAGGCCGAUUCUCUAAUGGCCUCAACUUACCUGACAUUAUGAGCUAA